ACACGCUGCGUGGCUGCUCGUUGGCUACUUAGGACGGAAACUCGUUUGGUGCUUCUCCAGAAGUUUCCCCCUUGGGCGGCGGCGGCGUAGCUCGUAACCUCGGUGGUAGCCGUUCUAACAGAAACAGCGAUUCUUAGGGGAUGGCAGCAGGACCUGCAACAGCCCAGAAGUUUUCCCGGAGCUUCUCAGAUGCUCUGAUCGAGGAGGACCCCCAGGCGGCGUUAGAGGAGCUGACUAAGACUUUGGAACAGAAACCAGAUGAUGCGCAAUAUUAUUGUCAAAGAGCUUACUGUCACAUUCUUCUUGGCAAUUACUCUGAUGCUGUUGCUGAUGCAAAGAAAUCUCUUGAACUUAAUCCAAAUAAUUCCACUGCUAUGCUGAGAAAAGGGAUAUGUGAAUACCAUGAAAAAAACUAUGCUGCUGCUUUAGAAACUUUUAUAGGAGGACAGAAAUUAGAUAGUACAGAUCCUGAUUUCACUGUCUGGGUUAAAAGGUGUCAGGAGGCUCAGAAUGGAUCACAGUCUGAGGUGUCUGCAUCCCAGAGGACUCAUCAGUCAAAAAUCAAGUAUGACUGGUAUCAAACAGAAUCUCAAGUAAUCAUUACACUUAUGAUCAAGAAUGUUCAGAAGAAUAAUGUAAAUGUGGAAUUUUCAGAAAAAGAGUUGUCUGCUUUGGUGAUACUUCCUUCUGGAGAGGAUUACAAUUUGAAACUGAGACUUCUUCAUCCUAUAAUACCAGAACAGAGCACAUUUAAAGUACUUUCAACAAAGAUUGAAAUUAAAAUGAAAAAGACAGAGGCUGUGAGAUGGGAAAAGCUAGAGGGGCAAGGAGAUGUGCCUAAACCAAAACAGUUCAUAGCAGAUGUAAAGAACUUAUAUCCAUCAUCAUCUCAUUAUACAAGAAAUUGGGAUAAAUUGGUUGGUGAGAUCAAAGAAGAAGAAAAAAAUGAGAAGUUGGAGGGAGAUGCAGCUUUAAACAAACUAUUCCAGCAGAUCUAUUCAGAUGGUUCUGAUGAAGUGAAACGUGCUAUGAACAAAUCAUUUAUGGAGUCUGGUGGUACAGUUUUGAGUACCAACUGGUCUGAUGUAGGUAAAAGGAAAGUUGAAAUCAAUCCUCCUGAUGAUAUGGAAUGGAAAAAGUACUAAAUAAAUUAAUUUGCUAUCACUGUAUUGCA
This is a messenger RNA of Lutra lutra (Eurasian river otter), 1174 nucleotides long. It is a transcript of the gene SUGT1, whose product is annotated as SGT1 homolog, MIS12 kinetochore complex assembly cochaperone. Gene Ontology annotation, molecular function: protein-folding chaperone binding. Gene Ontology annotation, biological process: protein stabilization. Lineage: Eukaryota; Metazoa; Chordata; Mammalia; Carnivora; Mustelidae. The coding region runs from base 141 to 1145 and encodes 334 amino acids. The record is from RefSeq and is a predicted model, not a curated record. The transcript has 13 exons.